AUGGGACAGAUGAUGGAUCGUGAUCGGAGAUUGACCGGAAUGUUACGAGGACAAACGGACCAUGCAGAUGCGCCCAUAGGUUUCGAGCUCAACAAUCCUUGGAGAAACUACGGUCGAACUUCUGGUGAUAGGCCUGAAGAUCCUGAAUCUUCGGUUGAGGUCCAGAUUUUGGUGAAGACUGCGGAGGCAGAUCAUUGGUAA
Messenger RNA from Glarea lozoyensis ATCC 20868, 201 nucleotides. RefSeq lists its product as uncharacterized. The record is from RefSeq and is a predicted model, not a curated record. The coding region runs from base 1 to 201 and encodes 66 amino acids. The transcript has 3 exons. NCBI's taxonomy places the organism in Eukaryota, Fungi, Ascomycota, Leotiomycetes, Helotiales, Helotiaceae.